Mercurialis annua (annual mercury) is the source of this 1743-nucleotide messenger RNA. Its product is annotated as inositol transporter 4-like. Gene Ontology annotation, cellular component: membrane. Lineage: Eukaryota; Viridiplantae; Streptophyta; Magnoliopsida; Malpighiales; Euphorbiaceae. The record is from RefSeq and is a predicted model, not a curated record. Gene Ontology annotation, molecular function: myo-inositol:proton symporter activity. The transcript is spliced from 3 exons. The coding region runs from base 1 to 1743 and encodes 580 amino acids. Gene Ontology annotation, biological process: transmembrane transport.
AUGGCUGAAGUAGGAGCAGUUUCAAGACCAGAAGAUGGUGCAUUUAAUGAAUGUUGGAAAGUGUCAUGGAGAACUCCUUAUAUUACAAGACUGGCGCUAUCGGCAGGCAUCGGAGGUCUCUUGUUUGGUUAUGAUACAGGGGUUAUUUCUGGUGCCCUACUUUACAUUAAAGAGGAUUUUGAGGAGGUUGGGAAGAGCAUUAUUUUGCAGGAAGUGAUAGUGAGCAUGUGUGUGGGAGGAGCUAUCAUAGGUGCAGCAUUUGGGGGAUAUUUCAAUGACAGGUUCGGUAGGAAAAAGGCUAUAUUGGGAUCAGAUGUGGUGUUCUUUGUAGGUGCCAUUGUGAUGGCAUUUGCACACGCUCCUUGGCUCAUUAUUCUCGGAAGAUUUCUUGUCGGUCUGGGAGUAGGAUCCGCAUCCAUGACUUCGCCUCUCUACAUAUCGGAAGCUUCCCCCGCCAGAAUUAGAGGAGCUCUCGUCAGCACCAACGGUUUUCUCAUCACCGGAGGCCAAUUCUUGUCGUACCUCAUCAAUCUCGCCUUCACCCGGAUACCAGGAACUUGGCGUUGGAUGCUGGGCGUUGGCGCUGUUCCCGCUCUGAUUCAGUUUAUGGUGAUGCUUUCUCUUCCUGAAUCCCCUCGAUGGCUUUUCCGAGAGAACAAGGUUAAAGAGGCCAGACUUAUCCUCGAGAGACUCUAUCCUGCGGAAGAAGUCGAAGAGGAGAUAAGGGCUAUGUUGGAAUCCAUUGAACUCGAAAGGGAAAUGGAAGCUUCUAUCGGAAAAGAUAUCAUCUCUAAAGUCAGAGGAGCAUUCAAAGACACCAUUGUUCGCAGAGGUCUGUAUGCAGGCAUUGCGGUUCAGGUUGUUCAGCAAUUCGGAGGCAUUAAUACUGUGAUGUACUACGCUCCCACUAUAGUUCAGUUCGCUGGAUUCGCUUCCAAAUCCAUGGCGUUAAGCCUCUCGCUCGUUACUUCAGGACUGAAUGCAAUUGGUUCCAUCAUUAGCAUGAUCUUCGUGGAUCGAUACGGGAGGAGAAGGUUGAUGAUUAUCUCCCUGCUUGGAAUGAUUUUCUUCCUCGUGUCCUUAGCCGUUGUUUUUCAAGAAGCUUCAACUCACGCCCCCCAUGUUAGCCCCCGAGAGUCUUAUAGAUUUGGUGCUAAUGCAACUUGUCCCAGUUACAUCAAAGAAAAGAAUACAACCAAAUGGGACUGCAUGGAUUGUCUCAAAGCACAAUGUGGAUUCUGUGCUAAUGCCAAUACAGUUAAGUUCUACCAUCCUGGAUCAUGCGUUGUUUCAAGCAAGGCGUUAAGACGGGAAUGCCAGGCGACUCGGAGGGUAUGGUUUGAGACGGGCUGUCCGAGCAGAGUAGGGUAUCUUGCAGUAGUAAUUCUUGGAUUCUACAUAAUCUUCUACUCGCCCGGAAUGGGGACUGCGCCGUGGAUCAUAAACUCCGAGAUUUAUCCGAUACGAUACAGAGGGGUGGGAGGAGGAAUAGCUGCAGUGGCUAACUGGACUUCAAACCUGAUUGUCAGUUUAUCAUUUCUUUCAAUGGCAAAUACUUUUACAGUUGCCGGGGCGUUCCUGUUUUUCGCAGGAGUUACUUUUCUAGGACUCGUAGCGAUUUACUUCUUAGUACCUGAAACCAAAGGUUUACAGUUUGAAGAGGUUGAGAAGAUGCUGAAAAGUGGGUUCAGGCCAUCAGCAUUUAGAAGAAAAUCUUCAGAAGAUUUUGAAAUACUUAAUUAA